GAUAAAGCAAUGGAAGUCAUUCCUCUGCAAAGACUUUAUGACGAAGCAGAAGCAGAAGAAAGUGGUUCUCUUGAAGAUUCGCUUGUUCGACGACUACUACAUUGGUUUAAAAAUGACUUUUUUGUUUGGGUGAACAAUGCACCUUGUGACUACUGUUCAAAUACACAAACUCAAUCAAUAGGACUGGGAACACCUAACGCUGAAGAUCUCAAGUAUGGAGCACAUACAAUCGAACUAUACCAAUGCACAACUUGUCGACAGGUUACUCGAUUUCCUCGAUACAAUGAUCCGGGAAAGUUGUUGGAAACAAGGAGAGGACGAUGUGGCGAAUGGGCUAACUGUUUCACGUUAUGCUGCCGAGCAAUUGGAGCAGAUGCCAGAAUUGUAUAUGACACAACUGAUCAUGUUUGGACAGAAGUCUAUUCUGAGUACGAACAACGUUGGAUCCAUUGUGAUUCUUGUGAGGAAGCCUGGGAUAAGGUAUAUGCAUAUGUGUGA
This is a messenger RNA of Gilbertella persicaria, 498 nucleotides long. RefSeq lists its product as uncharacterized. The transcript is spliced from 4 exons. Gene Ontology annotation, cellular component: nucleus; cytosol. NCBI's taxonomy places the organism in Eukaryota, Fungi, Mucoromycota, Mucoromycetes, Mucorales, Choanephoraceae. The annotation marks the transcript as partial. The record is from RefSeq and is a predicted model, not a curated record. Gene Ontology annotation, molecular function: peptide-N4-(N-acetyl-beta-glucosaminyl)asparagine amidase activity. Gene Ontology annotation, biological process: glycoprotein catabolic process; protein quality control for misfolded or incompletely synthesized proteins; protein deglycosylation.